Molecule: messenger RNA, 1206 nt
Organism: Camelina sativa (false flax)
Lineage: Eukaryota; Viridiplantae; Streptophyta; Magnoliopsida; Brassicales; Brassicaceae
Source: RefSeq, a predicted model, not a curated record
AUGGAGAAUGCUGCAUUUAAGCAGUGGGAGUUUUGGGCUGGUCUUGAAGAGAAAUAUCUCAAGCAGAAGUCGAAAUUGCAUUGGCUCCAAGUGGGAGAUAGAAAUAAUAAGGUCUUUCAUAGAGCGGCACAAGAACGGGUGGCUAUGAAUUCUAUAAAGGAGAUUCAAUGUCUAGAUGAUCAGCACGCUCUAACCCGGGUAGUGUCAGGUGAUGAGAUCAAACAAGUUUUGUUCUCCAUGCCAAAUGAUAAGUCUCCUGGACCGGAUGGUUACACUUCUGAGUUCUACAAAUCUGCGUGGGGGAUUUUGGGCACAGAGUUUGUUUUAGUGGUUCAAUCGUUCUUCGCUAAAAUGUUACUACCCAAAGUUAUCUCAAAAAUCAUUGCCAAUAGACUAAAGAGGGUGUUGCCAAAGUUCGUGUCUAGCAAUCAGUCUGCGUUUGUGCAGGAUCGUUUGUUGAUUGAGAAUGUGUUGUUGGCCACAGAGAUUGUUAAAGAUUAUCAUAAGAAUUCCCUCACUGGACGGUGUGCCAUCAAGAUUGACAUUUCCAAAGCGUUUGACUCAGUUCAAUGGUCGUUCUUGUCUAAGAGUCUUACGGCUAUGAAAUUUCCUCGAGUUCUAGGGGACUACGUCAAGGGUGUUCUUUGUCCCCGUAUCUGCUUGUUCUAUGCAUGGAUGUUCUAUCUAAACUAUUGGAUCGGGGAGGCUGGGGAACACGUAUUUGGGUACCACCCACAGUGUCGUAAUCUCAACCUCACUCAUCUUAGUUUCGCGGAUGAUUUUAUGGUCCUUUCUGAUGGGAAAUUACGAUCUAUAGAGGGGAUCAUAAGGUUGGCGGAAGAAGUGGUUUCACAGAUGAAUGUUCAGGUUCCCUUUGAGGUUGGUACACUGCUAAUACAGAAACGGAUUGGAUCAUGGACAGCUCGUUACCUCUCUUAUGCGGGUCGUUUCAACUUGAUCUCUACUGUAUUGUGGAGCGUGUGUAAUAUUUGGAUGGCUGCUUAUCGUCUACCUAGUACAUGUAUUGAUGAGAUUAACUUCUGCUUUUUUGUGGUCUGGGAUGGAGAUGAACACUCGGCGAGCAAAGGUAGCUUGGGAGGCUGUCUGCAAACCAAAAACAGAGGGAGGUCUAGGGUUGAGGUGUCUCAAAGAGGCAAACUUGGUAUGUUGUCUGAAUUUUAUAUGGAGGUUGGUAUCUCACAGUGA